UAAAUAACAAUGUGCUACUACUUUGAAGUAGAUAGGCAGAUGGCGGAUGUAAUGAUUCACGCCUUAUUCUGAUUGGUUGCUAAGCUGAAGGGCACAUUUACGAAAUUGAGUUGCGUUUAAUUGCAGCCCUGAUUAAACACACGAUUUGAAGGCAUCUCACCGUCCGAUUUGCCAUAUUCUCGAUCUCAUUCAUCUGAUUUUUUUCGCAUAUUACACUAGGCCCUUCAACUCUUGACACAGUAUGUUCUUCUUUAGUUCCUGACCGAAUGUUUAUCAUCCAUAUUACUCGGCUUCUUCCAACAUUAUUAAUAAUGCAACUAAUUUGAAUCGCCCAAAGUGCUUUUGUCUCCCUUGUCGGGGGAUGUAUUAACAUGUCUCCGUGUUUUCCGUUUGUUAGGCGUAAGCAAAAUAGUAACAAAGAAAUAUUUCUUGUCAUCCUGGGAUUGGAUAAUUCUGGAAAGACAACAAUAUCUCUCAGCAUAAAGGGUGUCUCCAGUGACUUAGUCGCUCCAACUAUUGGCUUUGAUCGUAUUGAAUUUGCUAUCGACAGCUUCAAUAUCAACCUUUAUGAUUUGGGUGGUGGUCGUACAAUACGUGAUAUUUGGGAAACAUAUUUUGCUGAAGUCUAUGGUGUUAUAUUCGUGGUUGACUCAAGUACGCCAGAGAGAUUAGAAGAAUGUCACGAAGUAUUAGUCAGUGUUCUUUCCCAUCCUUGUAUAUCCGGUAAACCGAUUCUUUUACUAGCAAACAAGCGAGAUAUUAAAGGUGCGUUAGAUGAGUCGGAGCUGAUAGCAGCACUCCAGCUGGAUGACCUUGUCAAUGAAUAUAAAUGCCCUUGUCGCUUGGAGCAUUGUUGUGCUUUAUUACUGCCUAAUCAAAAGUUGGAUAAAGCGAUUCGUGAUGGUUUGAAAUGGCUUCUUGCUUAUAUUCAGUCAGAUUUGAUAAAUAUUCAAUCACGGGUUGGUGCUGAUGUAGAUAGACAAACAAGACGACAAACAGAAGAUCGCGCAGCUAGAAAAGAAAGAGUUCGAUUAGCUAGAGAGGAGAGAGAACGUUUGAGAAAACUGUCUAACCAACACAUCAACAAUACGUUCACAGCAGAUAGCCUAGACGAUUUAGGUCAAAAUUCAAAUGAAAUAAUCAACCAACAAUUAACAAUGAAAACUGAUAAUACAUGUACGGUUUCUAAUACCUUUGAAAAUAACUUGUGUAGUGACAGUCCUAAAUAUAAAGAACCUACUAGUUUACCAGAACGUAACCAAUAUAAUGAUAUUCAGUUUGUGCAGAUCAAUCCAUUAGUAUCUAAUGAGAAAAACCAUUCUUUGGCAUGUUCACAACUGAAUUCACGUGAUCUAUUACAUCAAAUCAAGUUAGCCUGUAGUAUUGAUCUGGAAUUCCAAAAUAAAAAAUUGAGUUUGGAUAGCUACCGUGGUUUUGAUAAAGGGGGCUUAUUCAUUGAAUUAGAAAGAGAGCUGCAUAUUAGUGUUGACGAUUCAAAAGAAAAUGAUAAUACCCGUACCAUAAUUGAAAAACAUGAUGAAGUAUCAAAACAGUUUUCAUUGUCUCCUUCGGUCUCAAAUGGUCAAAAGAAAGACAUGAAAUUACAACCUGAAUUCAUGAAAAUGAAUAUGUCGAAAAGCAAACUUCAGUGUGAUAAAGAUUAUUCGAUUCCUCAAACAGCGAAUGGUAGUGCCUGUUGUUUUAAUGGGACGCCAACUGUGGUCCAUUCGUUAUAUGAGGAAAAUAGUUCUUCAGCUAAAAAAUCUGUUCACCAAAUCUAUGUAUAAUGAAUUUUUGCUGUGAAUGGUGGUUUACAAUAAGAACUAUAGAUGAACGAAGCGUAUACAGCUGCGAAUUCGACUUUUACAGAGUUUAAAACAAUUCAUAAUUCUAAUGACUUUUUGUCAGUGAUCUCAUGAAAAUACCAUGUAAUCAUUUGUUAUUUAAACAUUUUUCCAUGUAUUUUUGACAAUUCAAAUUUUCUAGUCGUUUAAUGUCCAAACAAACUCGUUUGAGAAGGUUGAUCACAGACACAACAAUUCCAGCCUGUCGGGAACUGUGGCAAUAUCAAAAUCAACUAAAGGACCUUCAUCACUGGCACGCAUUUUUGUGUCAAAUUUCAAUAAACUACAUCCAAUCACAGAUCAGAAACCAGAAGGCUCAAUGUCAUCUAUGUCGCAAUCAUUUACAUCAGAAGAGAAAAAUAAUUCGAAUAAAUUCUAUAAAACCUCUGUCUCUAAUUGUAAUUUAAAAUCGUCAGACUGAACGCCCAAACAUAUAUGUAUCUGUUUUUAUUAAUUAGUAUACAAACGCCGCUUACGUCAUAUUCAACCAUUUAUAAAAUACUUUUUCUGCUUGACGUGAUUUAUUAUCAAUAGAGAUGCAUAUUAAGUGUUUGGAAUUCACAUUUUAAUAAAAUGGAAUGCAAACACAUUU
Messenger RNA from Schistosoma spindalis, 2436 nucleotides. The record is from the annotation of a GenBank genome assembly. NCBI's taxonomy places the organism in Eukaryota, Metazoa, Platyhelminthes, Trematoda, Strigeidida, Schistosomatidae.